Trichophyton rubrum CBS 118892 is the source of this 2073-nucleotide messenger RNA. Its product is annotated as protein vts1. Lineage: Eukaryota; Fungi; Ascomycota; Eurotiomycetes; Onygenales; Arthrodermataceae. The coding region runs from base 208 to 2073 and encodes 621 amino acids. The transcript is spliced from 5 exons. Gene Ontology annotation, biological process: regulation of mRNA stability; nuclear-transcribed mRNA poly(A) tail shortening. The record is from RefSeq and is a predicted model, not a curated record. Gene Ontology annotation, cellular component: P-body. Gene Ontology annotation, molecular function: protein binding; translation repressor activity; mRNA binding.
AAGACCCUAUCCUCGACGGGUUGCGAGUUUUUUUGCGUUACUUCAUAUUAAUACAUUUAUACUGCUUGCCAAACCGCCGUGCAGCCCACUGGCCUGCUGGCGCUGCAGGAGCUUUGCUUUACUCACCAACCCAAAAAAAAUUUAAUACACUCCUCUCCGUUCUCCAGCCGGGCCGUGAAACCUCCCUCCAUAUCCCCGAGAACAGCCAUGGCAAGCCACAUUAUUGGAAACCGAAACAGCACCCCUGAGGCUUCGAAGUCGUCCCUUCGCCCUCCGUCUUCAUCCCGUACCCUAGGGGGUUCUCAUCAACUUCGCGCCUCUGCCGAUAUGUCCGGCUUCGCCCCGCCGUUGUCUGCUCGCAAUAUUCGCCCCGCCUCGGAAGUGUACUUCAACCAACAGUCACAGGGUCAGAAUAACGCGGACGAUGCACUCGAUCGGGCCGCGCAGCAGUGGCUGGCGGACAUCGAUCAGUAUGAGACGACUCUGGAAGAAAUGGCUGCCGCCACUUUGGACCAAGACUUCAAGGACGAGCUUAGCGCUAUCGAGCAGUGGUUUCGUGUGUUGAGUGAAGCGGAGAGAACCGCCGCUCUCUACGCUCUGCUCCAACAGACCACAAAUAAUUUGACUUACUGCCUUGGUGUGCUGUCCCCAGCAACCUUUGGGGAAAAGGACGCCAUGUCCAACCGUCUAAGUGAUGCCAUGUCGAAGCUAAACGUAGAAGGGUCUCGCAACUCUUUGGUUCGCCCGCCACCUUCCCCUAGCAAUAAGCGCAACUCAGGACUUGACACCUCGACUAUCAACGCCAUGUUCCCUGAUGCAGCAGCCGCUAUUGCUAAGAAGAAAGCUGAACUCACUCAACAAACCGGAAAUGCUCCUGUGUCGAACCGUAACAGUGCAGUAUUUAGUGGAGACAGGUCUUCACUCGUUGCUCCUACCAUUUCUACUACAGAUGUUGGCAAGGAUAACUUGCCUCAGCCCCCUGCUUCUCCUUGGACUCACCGAGCACCAGAACAACAGGCCCCUAUUGCACGGCCCAAAUCGUCGUCUGGUCAGCAACAGCAGCAACAGCAACAACAACAGCAGCAGCAGCAGCAGCAGCAGCAACCGAUGGGCCACUUUUCUCAGCCACUUCAGUCUGCUGGCCUUCGUUCUCCGCUUUCGUCAGGUCCUUCUAAUAUCCAAAGCACCACCAUCACUGCUCCAGAUCUUAUGCCAGAGCCUCCAAUUCUUUCUCCAUACAAUGUGGGAAACGCAAGUUGGGCUUCCAUGACAAAUACCCCCAUGGUUUCGUCUUUCAACCAGCAAAGCCAGCCAAACCAGGCUGAUAUGAUUGCCAACGCCACUGCUAUGAAACUUGCUGCUUUGUCAACUGUCAAUAAUCGCAUUGCCUUGGAUGAUGCACGCAAAUACCGCCGCACCCGUUCUAAUGACAACCAGAACCGUAUGCACAACCAGCCCCCUGUAUCCCCUGGCCUCCCAAACACCAUUCCCGGAACCAAUGUCAUAAUGGUGAAUGACUCCGGCCAAAUCCUGAACCCCCAGCAGGUUGCUGCUCUGCAGGCUCAACAGCAAGCUGCCAUCAGCGGGCGCCGUUCUCGCCCUAAUUCUCCCGGACUGGCCCUCCAGGGAACGCCAAUACAGAUGAACUUUACUUCUCCUCAGAACAAUGGGUUCCUUGCUGCAUAUGACGCUAACGCCUACCUGGGUAACACUCUUGGUGGAAUGGGUGUCGGUCAAUUCAGUGGCGCUGGCAGUCACGAAGGAUACCUGUCUGAUCAUUCUGAAAUCCCCCGUGGUCGUUCUCCACGCGGUCGACGUGGAAGCUCCAAGCCACCAGAAGACCCAACCGACCCAGCUCUCCUUCAAGACAUACCUGGCUGGCUUCGAUCUCUUCGCUUACACAAGUAUACCGACAACCUCAAGGAUCUUAAGUGGACCGAGCUGGUGGAGUUGGACGACAAAGGCUUGGAGGCCCGUGGCGUGAAUGCUCUUGGUGCCAGAAACAAGAUGUUAAAGGUUUUUGAGCAAGUCAAGGAGGCCAAGUCGGAGGGAAAGCUCGACAACAUCCUCUGA